AUGCUGCAGCCAUCGCCUCGGGUGAUCUGGCUGUGGGUCUCCAAGACUUCAUAUGCUGCCAUAGUAAUCAUAACUGCUUGCUUUUUGGUGAUAUCCUACGGCGCGUUGUUCUCUCAAGCAGUGCGGACUUCACCAAGACAAACAUGGAAGAACAACUGGUCCGUUCUCACUACCGGAGCAACAUACAUUGUCGUCCUUCUCAUCUCUAUAGUACUAUGCGUCAAGCGAAGAAUUACGAUCGCGCGGAAGAUGCAGCGUGUCUCUAAAGCCCAUACUGGGCUCAAUAAGCGAGAUAUACCAAAGCCUGUUCAUGACUAUAUUAUGGAAGAAUACGCUCGUUCUUGCCUGAUCACUUACGAGUGCCAGCCGAAGAACACCGUCCACCUUGGGUGGGGUCGACUUGGCACGAAGUAUAGCGGAAUGCGUUUCCGACGCACGCUUCUUGAUACCAUCGCAGACAUCGAUAAUCGUGCAAGAUUGGUUAUACCUAGUCAUCCAGUCCUUAAACCUCACGCGCGCAUCUUACACCACUUUCGAUUUAUUCUACCACUCCUUCCCAAGGACGAAGACGGGCUGACUGCGUUACACUACUAUGAUUCGGCCAUCCAGCUCGCCAGGAUCUCAGAACAGGAACUCACGGAGGAAGAGUUCGAGACCGGUAUGCGAGCUGCAAGCGACAUACAGCAGAUACUGAACGAAUGUCGAUUGGAGAUGUUGGAAGAGUCAAGGACACAACUUAAUGUCUCCCCACAUUCUGGGCUAAAGAAGUACUCAUAAACUUGUCCCAUAGUCUAACUCGGGCAUGUUACAUGCACUGCAGAUUA
Coniophora puteana RWD-64-598 SS2 is the source of this 824-nucleotide messenger RNA. RefSeq lists its product as uncharacterized. Bases 1 to 777 code for a protein of 258 amino acids. The transcript is spliced from 6 exons. NCBI's taxonomy places the organism in Eukaryota, Fungi, Basidiomycota, Agaricomycetes, Boletales, Coniophoraceae. The record is from RefSeq and is a predicted model, not a curated record.